Molecule: messenger RNA, 1500 nt
Organism: Prunus armeniaca (apricot)
Lineage: Eukaryota; Viridiplantae; Streptophyta; Magnoliopsida; Rosales; Rosaceae
Source: the annotation of a GenBank genome assembly
AUGCCUCCAAGAAAGAAGACCAGAAGCAACAACAUAACUUCCCAGGAUGGGCCAAGCCAUGCUGACUCAGAGUCAAGGCAACAUGCCUCUUCUAGAGAAGAAGAACGUGCAAGUGAGGGAACUUUUACCCUCACAGAUCUUGUUGCAGCCAUUCGUGCUAUGGGUGAGACCCAAAGGGAGAUGGCAGAGAUGAUAAAAGAACUCAAAAAUUCGGCUCCAAAGCCAAGUGAAGUGAAUGAGAAGCACCCACAAGAGGAAUCUGCUGCUGCCGGAAAGGAGUCUGAGCAGAAGGGACCAUCUUUUGUCACUCAGGAGGACGUUGUUGCCAUGCUGGAAAAGGAGCUGAGCCGAAGUCAGGAAGAUUGGAAGUAUCUUCCUCAGCCGCCGUAUCCGUCAAGCUUACUCCAGCAGCCAUAUCCUAAAGGCUAUGAAGCACCGACCUUUGUCCUCUUUGAUGGACGAAAGGGGAGCCCGAAGGAGCAUGUCAAUCGCUUCAUUGAUGCCUUGGGACCGUAUGCUGGUGAUCAUAAUCUUCGACUUAGAGAAUUUUCAAAGAGUCUCACCGAUCGUGCUUACACAUGGUAUACAACGUUGGCACCAAGCUCUAUUCAUUCUUGGGAAAGUCUGGCAAGCAGGUUCCGGGACCUGGCAUUGGAUUGCUAUGAUGAGAAAGACGAGGAGGCGCUUGUUGAAAUUUGCAUCAGCAAUAUCGUGGCAGAUUAUAGAGUGUAUUUGGAGAAUAUUGGCAUUAGUCAAUUUUCUUGGCUGCUGGAAGCUGUGAGGAAGACGAGCAUGUCUGUCAAGCCACCAGGACAAAGGACUUGGAGGAAUGAGAAGAAGGAAGUGCAUCAGACAUUAGCAAUAGAUGACAAGCCAUCCAACGACUACAAUUCACGCAAACGGAAGGAUAGAGAGACGUAUCCACCACUACCAUGCAAAGAUGAAGAAUUUCAUGAUAUCCUUGACACAAUGAUUGCUGAUGGCAUAAUCAAACCUGUCACACCCUACAAGGUGCCUACUCGAGAGGAAAAGAAUGAUCCUAGGGGAAAGGAGGUAGCCGCUGUCAUUACAUGUUCUGAUGAUUUGCUUGAUGAUGAUGAAUUGUGCCACCCUUGGAGGAAUAACCCAAAGCCGCCGGAAGCCAUAUGGGAACCUUGCGGAAACAUGGAAAAGGCAUAUUGGUGUAAAUAUUCGAGGCCUUCAAGUUACAACACACCAUGGCCACUCGUUGAUGGAUGGGGUGACAACUCAGGCAGCGAAAUUUUUGUUUUGGACAUGCCAGAAGAACGCUACUCGGGGGCUUUAUCGGAGCAGCAGGAAGCAGCUGCCGUGACAUUUCAUAAUAUCACGGAAGCUGAAACAAGUGUGAUGGAACGUUAUUUAAGCAUGAAACAGGGGCCCACAGCUUCACAGGUCCUUCAAAGAAACCCAAAGUUCAAAUCACUCUUUGACCAACUUGGCUUCGGGCCUCAAGCAAGAGAAGCAGCUGCUGUAGCCUGA